UAAAAAGCGGAGGAAGCCGGUACCAAUCUAGACAGCAUUUGUUGUAUCCACAGUAAGAAAGUAGAGGGCGCUGUGCGGUUGAGUGAGCGUGGAGCGGUCGUGGAGAGGGUGGAAGUGCGGGUGGCGGGUGUGAGUCGACGGCAGCGGCGACAGGGAUAACGUUCAGGCUGACGUUCUGGCGCGUUGCUAAUGGCAGCCGCGAGCUCUGCGUUGCUGAGCGGCGCUCGAUUGGUGGUGCUGGCUUUGGAUUGAACACCUGCGCUGCCGAGAGGUGCUCGGGUGGGUGUGGACAGCGUGUGUUGGUGUAACAACAGGUUAACAGCCGCCAGUUUCUGCACUGAGAGGUUUCCCAAACCAUGUCCUCAACCAACGGGUCUGAUGCAGGACGCAGAGAGGUAGGGAACAAGCUGAAUCCAAACCAAGGCGAACAAGCUGGAGGGGCGGUCCAGAGAAUUGACAGCGCAGCGAUUGUGGCGGGCUCAAACCGUUCAAACAUUGGCCUCAAGAUGAUCACAGUAAAAAAAUUUGACGGUCCGACCAGAAAUGGCUACCUCAACUCAGGCGCUUACGAUUGGUUGGAACGCCUCAAGGUACAGAUCAACCUCGCCGAGAGACUGACAGAACGCAAAGGACCAGAGAAGGUGAAUGUGAAGACUGUUGCCGUCAAACUUGCAGAAACACGCAGCUUUCCAACCGAGCCGUAUGCUGAGUACGCGCAUAAUCUGUCCCAGAUUGCGACUGGGUUGAACCAAGGCAAGGCUAGCAACUAUACUGAGCAGCAAGCACCAAGCACGCUCGUUAACUACGCGCACCCACUAUUAAAAACGGACCUGGAAGCUAUGCUCGAUCCAAAGAUGGAAGAUACAACAUUUAAACUGGACGGUGCCGCUGUGCUACUCACCCGUUUGGCAAAGAGAGCUGGUGGAUCUUCACGCUUCUUAGACUCCGGAGCCUCAAACCACAUGACUGGAGACUCAACGCCGCUAGUGGACAUUACCACAUCCGUGGCUACCAAUGCAGUGACUCCUCGAGGACACGAGAUCGCGACAUCAAAUUCACUCGAGGACUGGCACCGCCGUCUGAGACAGCUGCGCUACCAAGCUAUCGUUGACCUUGAGAAAGGUAGACUGGUCAGCGGCCUCCACAUUACCGGUACUCACUGCACAGCCAUGUGA
Messenger RNA from Phytophthora infestans T30-4, 1175 nucleotides. RefSeq lists its product as uncharacterized. Bases 357 to 1175 code for a protein of 272 amino acids. Lineage: Eukaryota; Oomycota; Peronosporomycetes; Peronosporales; Peronosporaceae. The record is from RefSeq and is a predicted model, not a curated record. The transcript has 5 exons.